CACUUUUCACAUAGAUUAAAAAGUAAAGUUGGCAACGCAGAAACAUUGCUGUUUCUGUUGCUUUCAAAAUGGCUGCACACGAACCGGGUGCUAAGCAAAUCGACGUAACUACUUUGCCAAUACCGCAUUUAAAUCAUUUGUCUCAGCAAUUGGAACAGGAGGUGGAGUUUUUAAGUAAUUCUAUAAGUCAGCUGAAAGUAGCCCAAGGGAAGUUUGCAGACUCAGAUGAAGCAGUCUCAUCUCUUAGUGCUGCUGGUUCAGACAUUUUAGUGCCACUUACAGCUUCUAUGUACGUUCCAGGAAGGAUGGGAAAUGAAAAUGAUCUCUUAAUAGAUAUUGGCACUGGUUACUUUGUCUCAAUGAGUAAAGCCAAGGCUCAAGAUUUUUUUAAAAGAAAAAUCGAUUACCUGACUAAAAAUAUAGAGAAAGUACAACCUGUGCUGCAAGAUAAGUUUAGAUCCAAACAAGUGAUCUCAGAAAUAUUGCAAGCUAAAAUUCAAGCCCAAUUGGCAGCAGCUGGCUCUAUGGCAGCUAAAGGUUAGCUGCACAGGAAGGAUUAGCUGUGUACAGUAUUUUUAUUUGACUUCUGCCAUAGUCUAGUGUAUAAACAAAAUGACUGUAUUGAGAAAGCUUGUUUUUGCAGAUGUUAGAAAUAUCCUAUUCAUAGAACUUCAUUCUAAUUUGCUUGAGAAAUAAAAAAAAAUUGCCAACUUUUAUUGUACCAAAGCUUUACUGGUAAAAUAAUGUACAUAUAAUUUGUACAAUUUAGAAGUGUGUGGUUUUUUUUUUUGUUAUUACCAGCAUCUGUAUGUUUCAUUUUUUUUAAAAAUUGGUUUGUGCUGGGUGGGGUUUAGAAUAUCAUGCACUUUUGGCUAUGUUGUAAAAAUCAUUCACAUGACUAUGAAUGUGUUUGAACAAUUUUAGUGUGUGUGUGUGUUGAAUUAUUGUUUUAAAGUCCUGAAUGAAACUUCUUUUAGUACUGUCUAACUGUAUUAUAUAUUUUAACAUACUUUUGAACCAAAAUUUUUUGUUUUGUUUUGAAUAAAACAAAAUUCAAU
Biomphalaria glabrata is the source of this 1058-nucleotide messenger RNA. Its product is annotated as prefoldin subunit 5-like. Gene Ontology annotation, cellular component: cytoplasm; prefoldin complex. The transcript has 5 exons. Gene Ontology annotation, biological process: regulation of DNA-templated transcription; protein folding. Bases 69 to 542 code for a protein of 157 amino acids. The record is from RefSeq and is a predicted model, not a curated record. Lineage: Eukaryota; Metazoa; Mollusca; Gastropoda; Planorbidae.